Messenger RNA from Fusarium tjaetaba, 1065 nucleotides. Its product is annotated as tho complex subunit 7 mft1p. Gene Ontology annotation, biological process: mRNA processing. The record is from RefSeq and is a predicted model, not a curated record. Lineage: Eukaryota; Fungi; Ascomycota; Sordariomycetes; Hypocreales; Nectriaceae. Gene Ontology annotation, cellular component: THO complex part of transcription export complex. The transcript has a single exon. Bases 1 to 1065 code for a protein of 354 amino acids.
AUGGCAUCAACAUGGGAUCUCUUGGAUCCUGAGGAAGAGGCUGAGCUUCACAAGACUCGCCUCCUCAAUGUGGAGGAGAAGCCUUUCAAGCGUCUCACCAAACGAAUCAAUACCAUUUCACAACUCUUACUGCCAUUUGAUCCUGCCAUAAAUGGAGCCAAUACGUCUGAAGAUAUCAGAUCCAAACUCAAGCAGCUCAAGGAGGACAUGAACCUUGAUUUCGAUGCUUUUGGCAGCAGUAUCACGCGCAUGCAAUUCCUCCACAACGCAAAUUCCCAAGAACGUGAGCGCUACAGAGUCGACCAAGAUCGUAUCCUCGCCGAUUGCCAAUCGGUACGACAAAACAAUAUCCAACUUCGAGAGCAGCUCGAGUCCGCACAAGCCACCCUCGCACAGCGCAAACAAUUCGACGAGCUAGCGGAAAAAAUCACAUCGAACCGUCUUCUUCGACCACGGGAAGACCAAAUCACCAACCUUGCUAAACUCGAGGAAGAGUGUCGAGAGCUAGAGCGAGAGAGUGAAACCUACAGCGAAACUUGGAGGGAACGUCGAGAACAGUUUAACAGAAUCAUGGAAGAAGGGAUGCUCUUGCGGCGACAGAUCAGAGAUGAAAAGGAGGAGGUCGAUCGUCGAGAGGGUAUGAAUGAGGAUGCAGAGGAUGAUGCCGAGGUGGACAAGGUCGGCCAGACACCCAGAAACGAACCGAGCGGUAACGCGACACCUCAUCCCGACCUGGAUAGCCAGAUGAAGGCAGAUGGGGGCGCAGGAACACCAAACCCAGAAGCUCUCAAUGGAGGAACAACGCCAAUGAGGGAUACGCCAGGCCCAGACACGCUUAAGCCACCUUCUGGUCAUAAUGAGUCGCAAAGCCGGGGAGAUAGCCAGGCUCCCAGUCGGGACGUUUCGCCUAUGCCACCACACGACGAGCGCAAGGCAGAAUCGGGAGAGGAUGUUGACAUGGAGGAGUCUGAGUUCAGUCGAACCCAUGACGACGGAGGAAUGACACCCCAGGUGACAGUUGAGCUACCUGAAAGUAAUGAUGACAAGAUGGAAGUAGACAAUUAG